AUGGCGUCCAUCAUCGCCGGCACGUGGUCCUUGAUCUCCUCCUCCGCAGAGGUGAUCUCCAAGGCCCGGGGCAUGACGCUGGGCAUCCACAAGCUGCUGCUGUCCCCGGACCGGGCGGAGCUCAGCGACGCGGACCGCAGGCGGCUGCUGGGCCUGCAGCGCCGGGUGCAGUGCAUGGUGCAGCCAUUGAACUUCCUGCUGCUCUGGUCCAAGCGCCGAGAUCUGCGGGUGCAGCAGGUGGUGCUCAGUGCGCAAGAGCUGCUCUUCGACAUCUACAGCUUCAUCGAGUGCCUCUCCCCUGAAGAUCCCAUGGGUCAAGGUAGGUCCCGGCGCUCGAGCGUGAGCAACGCCACCAAGUCGGAGCAGCUGGAGUUCUUCCUCAGAGAGCUGGACUUCACCUGCAUCUCGGUGAACAUGGCGGUGAGCAUGGAGGCGCGCCCGGUCUGUGGGAACGGACGCGCAACUGGAGCGGGCGUGUCGUUGCUGGCGCUGCUGCGCGCGCACCGAAGGGUCAAGGAGAUGGAGGGCCGUAGCGGCCACCUUUGCGCGAUGGUGGGGUGCCUCUACAGGAAGGCGGAGGCCGCCGCCUGCGACACAUCUUUGCCAGCCCAGUGGGUCCCCGCGCUGUCGCUGGCGACCUUGAAGGUGGUGUCGCGUGAAACCAAAAGCUACGGCGUGGAGGUCGAGAGCCGACUCCCGCUGAGCCAGGACGCUUCCUUCUCGGAGACGGGCGUGGGUUUGAACUCCUUCGCACGCCUGGAGUUCCCCAUCUCUGUGGCGCUCAAGGCGCGGCUGGUCACCACCAGGCGCCUGGAGCUGAACCUCACGGCCGGCGGCCAGGACCUGGCGGUGGACUCCGUGGCCUUGGUAUGGAGCGACGAGGGUCAAAGCUUCACCUUCGUCUUUGACGGCAAAGCCUCGGAGGAGCUCGCGUUGACUCCGCUGGACGCUGCGUACCUAGCCAAGCUGUGCGCAGGGGCCCGCUUCGAUCUGGAUGGCGAAACGGCGGUGUGA
This is a messenger RNA of Effrenium voratum, 1014 nucleotides long. Lineage: Eukaryota; Dinophyceae; Suessiales; Symbiodiniaceae. The record is from the annotation of a GenBank genome assembly.